This is a messenger RNA of Octopus sinensis (East Asian common octopus), 2446 nucleotides long. Its product is annotated as putative glycerol kinase 5. Lineage: Eukaryota; Metazoa; Mollusca; Cephalopoda; Octopoda; Octopodidae. Gene Ontology annotation, molecular function: glycerol kinase activity. The coding region runs from base 668 to 2389 and encodes 573 amino acids. Gene Ontology annotation, biological process: glycerol metabolic process; glycerol-3-phosphate biosynthetic process; triglyceride metabolic process. The record is from RefSeq and is a predicted model, not a curated record. The transcript has 18 exons. Gene Ontology annotation, cellular component: mitochondrion.
UGUGAGAGAGAGAGAGAUAGAAAGACAGAGUGUGUGUGAGAGAGAGAGAGAUAGAAAGACAGAGUGUGUGAGAGAGAGACAAAACGCACAGAUGAACAAAUUGCUUUGGUGUGAAGGCAUCAACGAAUCAUACAUUCGUAUAUUCUUGUAACACAGGCGGACUCUGACACGUGAACUGACAUACACAAACUAUAUAUAACGGAGAUGUGUGUAUAAAAUUCACUUAUGUAUCUCAAGAGACGUUCAGGAAUAUAGACAAACACAUUCUACACACAGUUUUCAGAUACUUAUACACCUACACACACUUACACACACAGACACAACUGAAAACUUAAAACUCGCACUGAUCAAAAACUUACAACUUUACUAAUUUCCUUCCCACUUUCUUCUGUUACUCUCUCUCUCUCUCUCUCCCCACCCGUUUUGUCUCUGUACGCAGCUUAUCUGUCUGUCUACCCCUAACUGUUUAUCUAUUCAUUCAUCUAAUUUAUUUUCAUAUAUGAUUUUAAUUACGAAAUCUUAAACACAAUCUUCAGCCCGAGGACGAACCCACCACUAGCGGCACUUACAGGCUAAAUGCUCUCAUACAGCUGACAACACACAGCAGAAUUGUUCACAUAGAUUUAUCCUGAAUGUUUCACAAUAGAAAACUAUCAAACUAACAAAAAUGUUAAGAAAUAGUUCAUUUGGGAAAUGGUUAAACCAUGUCCAGCCCAGGUGUGGACAAUCUCAGCAAAGCACACUUGAUAGUCCAGUGGAGGGUAAUUUCUCCUUGCCCCCCUACGAGAUGGAGGACACCAAGAAAGAGAAUAUCGCAAAUUUGUUUGAGAAGCUGGAUGUGUCUGGAGAAGAAGUCUACGUCCUGGCUUUGGAUAUCGGCACCACAAUGAUACGGGCUUACGUAUACGAUAGGAAUAUUAACAUUGUAGGUUCAUUUCACACGAAGGCAAAAUUACUUCAUCCUCAGCCGACGUUCUGUGAGAUUGAACCAGACACAUUGUACAAUCAAGUUCUAUAUUGUCUAGAUGGCUGUAUAAAAGAUUCUGGAUUGACUUAUAGCCAGAUAACCUGCAUGGGUAUGGCAACACAGAGGAACACUUUUAUUACUUGGGACAGAGAGACUGGUAAACCCUUCCAUAACUUCAUCACCUGGCAAGACUUAAGAGGAAAAGAAUAUGUCAAAGACUGGAACCAUUCAUACACAAUGAAGGCCUUAAACACAGGAGCAAAGCUAUUACAUACAUUCACCAGAAGUCCGCGACACUUAGCUGCCAGUGUUCUCAGGUUCCUAUCACCUCAAGUAACAAUGCGUCUAAAAUGGCUCUUGAACCAUAACGAACUGCUGAAAGAUAGACUUUAUCAAAACCAAGUGUUGUUUGGUUGUAUUGAUACAUGGCUCCUAUGGAAACUAACUGCCGGUCGAGUACAUGCCACAGAUUACUCUUGUGCCAGUUCCACCGGACUCUUUGAUCCAUUUCAGAUGGAAUGGAGUUCAGUGGUGUGCAAGUUACUGGACAUUCCCAUGACAAUCUUUCCUGAACUCAAAGACACAAGUGGAUUAUUUGGCAGGUGUGAUCCUCAGAUUUUGGGUGCUGCUAUCCCCAUCACUGGUAUUGUUGCUGAUCAGCAAGGAGCCAUGUUUGGAGACUGCUGUUAUACUGUUGGUGAUGUAAAAUGUACAAUGGGUUCCGGAACCUUCAUUGAUCUAAAUACUGGCAAUCAACCUCAUGCUUCCAUUGCAGGCCUAUAUCCAUUAGUAGGUUGGAAAAUUGGUUCUGAACUCGUAUUUAUAGCUGAAGGUGUAUCAUCAGAUAGUGGCUGUGUACUGGAAUGGGCAAAAAGUUUAAGUAUAUUUGAAGAAGAAUCCAAGCUAGCAGACAUUGCAGAAUCAGUUCCUGAUAACGGCGGGGUUUAUUUUGUGGCUGCAUUCAGUGGAUUACAGGCUCCAAUCAACGAUGACACAGCAGUAACAACUAUGAUAGGAAUGACACCAAAUACAGCCAAAGCACAUGUUGUAAGAGCCAUCUUGGAAUCAUUGGCUUUCCGUUUCAAACUUCUUUAUGAAACAAUGUUGACAGAGACAAAGUUACCAAUUUCAUCAGUAAGAGUCAAUGGUGGUGUCUCCAACAACAGGUUCGUGCUGCAACUGAUGUCAGACCUCACAAGCCAAGUGAUUGAAAAGUCAAAAUUUACAGACAUGACAAACCUUGGUGUAGCGUUUCUGGCUGGACUCGGUCAUGGUAUUUGGAAAUGUAAAGAAGAAUUGUUCAAACUACGAGGCUGUGAUCGGGUAUAUACACCUCAGAAAAAAUGGAACAAGUAUAAAAAUAUCUUCCGCACAUGGGAAAGAGCUGUUAACAGAUCUAAGAAAUGGUAUUCUCAGCAGUGAGUGGGUGCAUAAUUUUGGUGCAGUUGACAUUUUAUAUUAAAAACAAAUGGACCUAUA